AUGGCGCCCGACUCGUCCUCCGAUCAUGUCGAUGUCCUAAUCGUCGGUGCCGGCCUCUCUGGAAUUGGAGCCGCUCACCAUCUUCAGGAGCGAUGCCCAGCAAAGUCCUUUCUUCUGCUCGAGGCGCGGCACGCCAUCGGCGGGACCUGGGACCUGUUUCGGUACCCCGGCGUCCGAUCUGACUCCGACAUGUACACCUUCGGGUACCGCUUCCGGCCGUGGACGGACGAUGUCACCAUGGCCGACGGCCCUUCGAUCCUAAGUUACAUCCGCGAGACUGCCACGGAGGCUGGCAUCGACCAGAAGAUCCGCUUCGGCCACCGCAUGGUGCGCGCAGAGUGGUGCAGCGCCGAGGAGCGGUGGACGGUGUGGGCGGCACGGGAGGGGCCGUCCCCGGUCGGCGGCCAGGUCAAGUUGACGGCCAAGUUCCUCUUCAACUGCAGCGGGUACUACAAGUACGACCAGGGCUUCACGCCACCCUUCCCCCAACUCGGCGACUUUGGAGGGCGGGUGGUCCACCCGCAGCACUGGCCGGAGGACCUCGACUACGCGGGGAAGAGGGUGGUUGUCAUCGGCAGCGGGGCGACCGCGGUCACGCUCGUGCCGGCGAUGGCCCAGCUCG
Molecule: messenger RNA, 622 nt
Organism: Emiliania huxleyi CCMP1516
Lineage: Eukaryota; Haptophyta; Isochrysidales; Noelaerhabdaceae
Exons: 2
Molecular function (GO): N,N-dimethylaniline monooxygenase activity; flavin adenine dinucleotide binding; NADP binding
Source: RefSeq, a predicted model, not a curated record